Arachis stenosperma is the source of this 423-nucleotide messenger RNA. RefSeq lists its product as uncharacterized. NCBI's taxonomy places the organism in Eukaryota, Viridiplantae, Streptophyta, Magnoliopsida, Fabales, Fabaceae. Bases 1 to 423 code for a protein of 140 amino acids. The record is from RefSeq and is a predicted model, not a curated record. The transcript has a single exon.
AUGACUACUCAAAUUGGUGAUGAUUUGGCUGGUGAUUCAACAGAUGGUGAAUCGAUCGUUCAUAUACCAUCUGACAUUUUGGUUAAGAACUCUGAGACAGCUUUGGAUGACCUCAUUGAUUUCGUGUAUCCAGAUAUGUUAUCCAAUUUAUCCGUUGAAAAUUAUUUCAAGGAUAAAGCAAUUGUUGCACCAACUUUGGAUUGUGUCACUGAUGUCAACAACAAGAUGAUUGCAAGGUUACCUGGACAAGAAAGAGUCUACUUAAGUUCAGACUCUGUGUGUGCUGAGGAGGAAAAUAUAGAAUUUAAGUUAGAUGCUUUCUCGCCGGAGAUUCUAAAUGGAAUAAAUUGUUCAGGUCUACCACCACACAAGUUGGUUCUGAAGGUUGGCGCUCCUGUUAUGUUACUGCGGAAUAUAGACUAA